AUGCCUUCAGGCUUGGAGGACGCACUGGAGCACAGUGGUGGCCAUGGGAAAACCGCUCAAGGUGUCUCAAUCUCAGUUUUCCUGGCCUCGCUGGCGACGGCCAUUAUUGUCUUCGUCAUCGAAUUUCUUCUCUUCCUCUUACUCAAAGGCAAAUUAACCCGCAUAUAUCAACCACGAACUUAUCUAGUACCAGACAGAGAACGCACGAACCCAUCCCCGCCAGGAUUGUUCAGUUGGAUUGGUCCUGUUUUCCGUACUUCCAGCUCCGAGUUGAUUCAAAAAUGCGGACUAGAUGCAUAUUUUUUUCUGCGUUAUCUACGCAUGCUCUUAAAAAUCUUUCUCCCUAUGGGCAUCGUGAUUCUGCCAGUCCUGCUCCCACUCAAUCAUGUGGGCGGAAAAGGCACCACAUACAAGACUGGUACAACGGGCGACCAAUGGAAUGUCACUGGUUUAGAUCAGUUGGCAUGGGGUAAUGUGAAACCCCAGCACACGAAUCGAUACUGGGCUCAUUUGGUAAUGGCUGUCAUUGCAAUUGUCUAUAUUUGUGUUGUGUUUUUCGACGAGCUUCGAGGUUAUAUCCGUAUGCGCCAGGCUUAUUUGACCUCUCCUCAGCAUCGACUCCGAGCAUCUGCCACCACCGUGCUAGUGACAUCUAUCCCACAGGACUGGCUCAACGUGGAUGCCCUGGACAGGCUUUUCGAUGUUUUCCCUGGAGGUGUGCGAAAUAUUUGGAUCAACCGAAACUUCGAUGAUCUCAAUGAGAAAGUGAAAGAGCGCAAUAAGCUGGCUCUCAAACUCGAAAGUGCAGAGACCAGUCUGAUUUCACAAUGCAAAAAAGCACAGCUCAAGAAAGCCAAGGCCGAGGCAAAAAAGGCAGGCAAAAGCAAAGCAGCCGCAGAGAAACAAGAAAGCUACGAGGCCAAAAAAAGAGCGUCCAACAUGGCUAUGGGCCCCGGUGUCAGCUCCGGUAACCCCCACGAAGCUCACACUGUCCGGGAAGCGCUUGACGGCCCAACUGAAGAUCCCCAAGCGAAGAAGUCGGAGAACGGAGCCCGUCGAGUGUUUGACCCCGCCUUUGCAGCUGCCGGGGCCGUUGGACUAGGCGUGGGUAAGCUAGGAAAAUCAGUACUUGGGGGUAUCAAAAGGGCCGAGCAUGGCCUUGACGGGACUUUGACUCAAACCAGGGGAUUUGUUGCAACUACAGAUGACAUUCUCCCAGCUCGUGGAAACACGCCAAACCACAAUCAUACUGCUUCUGGUCAAAGCCAUAUUGCAGAGCCUCGUCAAUCUACCGGGUUGCCGCGAACAGAUGAGCCAGGUUCAAGCGACACGAUGUGCCGCAAUGAAGUUCUACCGCCGAAACAGCCACCAUUCUGGAGGAGAAUGUCAUCUCAUCCGAAAUCGCAGGAGGCCUCGGAGCCUGAUGAAUAUCCACUGACCGCACCCGACACUCCUGCGACCGAUGGACCCCAUCAAGGCUCCGCCAAACCCGAGAAGGACAAGAAAAGCAGAGACAGUCACAAGAAGGGAGAAAAGGCAAAGGAGGAGGAAUAUCCCAUCGCCUACAACGAAAACUUCGAUAAAGAAGACUACGGAGAACCACUGUGGAAAGAGUAUAUCCGGCAGAAGGACCGAGACACCAUGCGUCUACCCAUCUUUGGUUGGAGCUGGAUGCCCUCGAUCUGGCUUCUAGGCAAAAAGGUCGACACUAUUGACCAUUGCCGGAAAGAAUUGGCUCGUUUAAAUUUAGAGAUCGAGAUCGACCAGCAACACCCUGAGCGGUUCCCUUUGAUGAACUCGGCUUUCAUUCAGUUCAAUCAUCAAGUCGCUGCCCAUAUGGCCUGUCAGGCUGUCAGCCACCACCUCCCGAAACAAAUGGCACCCCGAGUUGUGGAGAUUUCACCAGACGAUGUUAUUUGGGACAACAUGUCUAUCAAAUGGUGGGAGCGAUAUCUGCGUACCUUCGGCAUUAUUACACUAGUCUGUGCAAUGGUUGUUGGAUGGGCUUUCCCCGUUGCAUUUACUGGGCUCCUUUCACAACUUUCAUACCUUGAGGGCGCAUUCACGUGGCUGGCUUGGCUUGGCAAGUUACCAGACUGGUUCAUCUCAGCUGUUCAGGGUAUUCUCCCCGCGCUGUGUUUGGCUAUCCUGAUGGCACUUCUUCCCCUCAUCCUUCGCUUCCUGAGUCGCGCGCAAGGCAUUUUCACUGGCAUGUCCAUCGAACUCACUGUGCAAAAUUAUUACUUUGCCUUCUUGUUUGUGCAGCUGUUCUUGGUUGUGACCAUCGCCUCUAGUUUCUCUACAAUCAUUGAAAGCUUCACCGAUGUGACUAGCUGGCCGGAAUUGUUGGCUUCAAAUAUUCCUAAGUCCAGCAACUACUUCUUCUCUUACAUGAUUCUGCAAGCCAUGUCAGUGAGUGCAGGUGCUCUGGUACAAAUCUUUGGUCUCGUGAGCUGGUUCAUUUUGGCUCCAAUCUUGGAUUCUACUGCGAGGAAGAAGUGGGCUCGAACAACGAACCUCAAUCAGAUGCAAUGGGGCACCUUCUUCCCGGUUUAUACCACUCUGGCCUCUAUUGGUUUGAUCUAUUGUGUGGUUGCACCUCUUAUCUUGGUUUUCAACAUCAUCACUUUCAGCCUUUUCUGGUUUGUCUAUCGCUAUAACACGCUCUACGUCACCAAAUUCCGCUUUGACACUGGUGGUCUUCUAUUCCCUCGAGCUAUCAACCAGUUAUUUACUGGACUAUACAUCAUGGAGGUCUGCCUGAUCGGUUUGUUCUUUUUGGUUCGGGAUCAGGAUGAUAAUGUCGCCUGCAAGGGACAAGCCAUUUGUAUGAUUGUGGUCCUUGUCCUGACCGUCGGCUUCCAAAUCCUUUUGAACGAAGCAUUCAAUCCACUAAUUCGAUAUCUGCCCAUCACUCUGGAAGAAGAUGCUAUUCGGCGGGAUGGUGAAUUCCGACGUGCUCAGCACGCUCGCCUCGGGCUCGCUCUUGAAGACGACGACGAAGAUGAUGUUGAGCAUAGCUUGGCUGAAGCUGAACGCCGGGAGCGCCAGCAAGACCAAGAGCCACGGGAUAUCGAGCUCAAGGCUCUAGAGACCAAUGGAUUCAACCAGACCCGACACAAUUCGGAUCACCUGUCCACACCCAAACUUGAACACAAGCGGCCAUCAUGGGCCACCAACUCAUCGAAGCGGAAAUCCAAGUAUUUUGGUAUUAGUUCGCCAAGCUCAACGCCAACGAUUCGAUCCAUGCGCGAGAAGAUAGCCCAAGACACCGAGGCCCAAGGGCCAGCCCCCAACACAGUUGGUCAAGCCCUCUUUGCUGGUAUCAACGAUGAACUCGAGGAUCUCACGCCAGAUGAGCGUGACCAAUUAGUGCAACGUGCUUUCCAGCAUGAGGCUCUUCGCGCCAAGCAGCCCGUGGUUUGGAUCCCACGCGAUGAUUUGGGUGUAAGUGAUGACGAGGUUUACCGAACCCAACGAUUCAGCAAACAUAUCUGGAUUAGCAAUGAAUACCAGGCACUAGACGGCAAGUGUCGGACAAUAUUCAGUCGCAGUCCUCCAGAUUUCUCAGAGGUGGAUUUAAUUCAAUUGUGA
This is a messenger RNA of Penicillium soppii, 3594 nucleotides long. RefSeq names its product putative DUF221 domain protein. Bases 1 to 3594 code for a protein of 1197 amino acids. Gene Ontology annotation, molecular function: calcium-activated cation channel activity. NCBI's taxonomy places the organism in Eukaryota, Fungi, Ascomycota, Eurotiomycetes, Eurotiales, Aspergillaceae. The transcript has 3 exons. Gene Ontology annotation, cellular component: plasma membrane. The record is from RefSeq and is a predicted model, not a curated record.